AUGUCUUCGUAUCUUAUGAAAAUGGCAAUUGGAAAUGAAAUUGAUAAAGCAGUCAAUGGUAUAUUUGGUAGUAAUGAAACAGAAGAAAAUGAAGACAAUGGCAUGUCGGGAGAAGAUCUAAUCGCCGAACAGAAUCGCCAAGCAGCUAAUGAACGAGAACGUCAAGUUCGUCAUUCUAAAAUUGAAAAAGAACGUGAAGAUGCAAGACAAAAAAUACGUGAUAAAUAUAAUAUCAAGAAAAAAGACGAUAUACCCACCAAAACAAAAAAUCAACAACAAGGAAAGGUAGAUGAUCUAAUAAGUAGGGCUCCUGAUGCAAAUGUAAAAAUUGAAAAAAUCAAUGGACCUACCAAAUCCCAAGGUACGUCAUACUUUGACAAAGAUUCGUUCGAAAUUGUCUAG
Messenger RNA from Adineta steineri, 402 nucleotides. The record is from the annotation of a GenBank genome assembly. Lineage: Eukaryota; Metazoa; Rotifera; Eurotatoria; Adinetida; Adinetidae.